This is a messenger RNA of Aspergillus ruber CBS 135680, 1461 nucleotides long. Its product is annotated as general substrate transporter. NCBI's taxonomy places the organism in Eukaryota, Fungi, Ascomycota, Eurotiomycetes, Eurotiales, Aspergillaceae. Gene Ontology annotation, biological process: carbohydrate transport; transmembrane transport. The transcript has 2 exons. The record is from RefSeq and is a predicted model, not a curated record. Gene Ontology annotation, molecular function: carbohydrate:proton symporter activity. Bases 1 to 1461 code for a protein of 486 amino acids. Gene Ontology annotation, cellular component: membrane.
AUGUUGCAAGAACUCUGCAGGAUCAAUUCCUACAACGCUUGGGUCGUGGUCUUUGUGGCCAUCAGCACCAUCGCCAGUGCUUAUGGACUGGCUAUCAUCGGUUCGACUGUCGGAGAACCCGGCUUCUACGAUUACUUCGGUCUCGCCGCUGAAGGAGAGCCAGGAUAUGACCAUACCACCAACAUGGUCGGCGCCUUGAACGGCGUCAAUUCAGCAGGCAACAUCGCAGGAGCAAUCCUCCAAGCCUGGACAGCAGACCUCUUCGGACGCAAACGAACCAUUCAGCUCGGAUCAAUAGUCUUAGUUGUUGGCGGUGCACUAUGUGCAGGGUCCGUGCCCAUGGCCAUGUUUUUGGUCGGCCGUUUCAUCGCCGGUAUGGGCUCCGGCAUUCUUACUUGCAUCGUCCCCAUCUACCAAGCAGAGAUCUCCACUGCAGAAACCCGUGGUGCAAUGGUCGCCAUGACCGGUGUCAUGUACUCGAUGGGAUACAGUCUUGCUGGCUGGCUGGGCUACGCCUGCUACCACAUGCCCUCGAACAGUCCCGCCGUCUCGUUUUCCUGGCGCUUCCCGCUAGCCGUGCAGGUACUCUUCCCCCUCAUCGUCCUGGCAGGUAGUUCCUGGAUUCCCUACUCGCCCCGCUGGCUCCUCCAGCAAAACCGCCGCGAAGAAGCCUUAUCCAUCCUCGAGCGCCUGCACGAAAUCCCUGACGACCCGCAGCACGUUAAAGCGCACCGCGAAUUCGAUAUGAUUGACGAACAGUACGCCCUCGACCAAGCCCUUAGUCUAAAGCGUCGCUUCGAGCUCUUCCGGACAGCUCCCAACCGCCGUCGCUGUCUUGUCGCUUCCCUGCUCAUGUGGGGGGACCAGUUCUUGGGUGUCUAUGUCAUGACAAACUACGGUGUGAUCAUUUACGGAAACCUGGGCCUUACGGGAUCAAUCCCACUACUCCUAAACGCAUGCUGGAACAGCUUCACCAUGAUCGGAAACAGCUGGACAGCGUUCUCAGUCGACCGCUUCGGUCGUCGAACAUACCUCAUUAUCGGCACCAUGGGUUGCAUCGUCUCACUCGCCUUCCUCUGCGCCUUAUCCGCAGAGUACCUAGACACAAGCAACAUGCCCGGUCUCCGCGCAGCGGUAUUCUUUAUGUUCUUCUACAUUUUCUGGUGGUCAUUCUUCAUGGACGCCACGCAAUAUGUCUAUGUCGCCGAGAUUUUCCCCAACCAUCUCCGUCCACAGGGUGUAGCCCUAGGUCUCACGGUCUUCUACCUCGCCUCUGAAGUAACUCUCGUCGGUGCACCUGUGGCGCUUAACAAGAUCGGGUGGAAAUUCUAUCUCGUCCUGAUCGUCCCCUCCGCUUGUUAUCUGGUGGCUAUGUAUUUCCUGUUCCCCGAGACAAAGGGCCAGACCCUUGAGGAGAUCGGGGCGUUGUUUGGGGAUGACAAUAUGUACCGGGAAGAUUGA